UAAAUCAUAUGACUGGACACAUAAGAAGUGCACAUUUCAAAACGCUCUUAUUUCCCACAGACCCGGGACAAACACAUCAAGGCAGAACUCAGAGCCAACCAGAGAAGGACCCAAAUGGACCUUCCCUUCUUCUCUAUAGAGACAUGGGCCAUUUUACUUAUUUUCAUAGCCCUCCUGUUCAUAUAUGGGACCUGGCCAUUUGGUUUUUUCAAGAAGUUGGGUAUUCCUGGACCAAGGCCUCUGCCUUUCGUUGGGACAAGCCUGGAAUAUCGCAAAGGUAUAUUGGAAUUUGAUGCUGAGUGCUACCGGAAAUACGGGAAAAUCUGGGGGAUUUACGAUGGCAGGCAACCCAUGUUGGCUGUCACAGACACCCAGAUCAUUAAAACUGUGCUGGUUAAAGAGUGUUACUCCACCUUUACCAACCGGAGGUUUCUAGGUCUAGCAGGGUUGCUGAAAAACGCUGUCUCAAUAGCUGAAGAUGAACAGUGGAAGAGGCUUCGUACUGUGCUCUCGCCAACCUUCACCAGUGGGAAACUAAAGGAGAUGUUCCCUAUAAUGAAGCACUAUGGGGAAUCUUUGGCGAAAAAUGUUCAUAAGCGAGUGGAAAAGGACAACACUCUAGCUGUAAAGGACAUCUUUGGAGCCUACAGCAUGGAUGUCGUCACCAGCACUUCUUUUGGUGUGAACACUGACUCCGUGAACAACCCCAAUGACCCCUUUGUCAGAGAGAUGCAGAAGUUCGUGAAGUUUGACUUCUUUAAUCCACUCUUCAUCCUCAUAUUUGCAUUUCCAUUCCUCAUUCCUGUUUUGGACAAGAUGAAUGUAAACUUCUUCCCCAAAGAUAGUGUAGAUUUCUUUGCAAGAUCCAUCUCCAAAAUUAAGAAGGAUCGUGAAAAGCAUGCUCACAAGGGCAGAUUAGAUUUUCUGCAGCUGAUGAUCGAAUCCCAGAACUCAACCAGUCACUCCAACAACAAAGAAAAUCACUCAAAUAAAGCCCUGACUGACACAGAACUCCUGGCACAAGCAAUCAUCUUUAUUUUUGCUGGCUACGAGCCCACCAGCAACACACUUUCUUACCUGGCAUAUGAACUUGCCCUGCAUCCUGAUGUGCAGCAAAAACUGCUGGAGGAAAUCGACACUGUUCUACCCAACAAGGCUCCUCUCACAUAUGAAGCAUUGAUGCAAAUGGAUUAUCUUGACAUGGCAGUGAAUGAAACCCUUCGGCUCUUCCCCCUUGGAGGACGGAUUGAGAGAACCUGCAAGAAAGACGUAGAAAUAAAUGGGGUGACCAUUCCCAAAGGAACUGUUGUUAUGAUUCCAGCCUCUGUGCUGCAUCUUGACCCCGAGUACUUUGCAGAACCAGAGGAGUUCAGACCAGAAAGGUUCAGUAAGGAAAACAAAGACACCAUAGACCCGUAUGCAUACCUGCCCUUCGGAGCUGGUCCCAGGAACUGCCUUGGGAUGCGGUUUGCUCUCCUGACUCUGAAAGUUGGCAUCGUUGCCCUAUUGCAACAUUUCACCUUCCAGACCUGCAAAGAAACUCAGAUCCCUCUCAAGCUGAAUUCAAGGGGAAUAUUAAAACCAGAAAAGCCAAUUGUUCUGAAGAUUGUCCCCCGGACCAACACUGGGCGUGCAGAGGCGUAAAACCCAACCGCAGCUGCAACAGUUCUCUAGUGUCUAACGAGUGCUGUGCUAACGAAGAGAUCGUGCAUCGUGGGAAAUCUCUCCCACAUACACAGACACAGAUGAUCUGCUCUAGUUAUUCCUGGAAGCAAUUACUACAUAUUUACUAAUAAACAUAGCUGUCAGAAAUGUAAUGUGAAUCACUGGGCAGUGACAAUAUACAGCCCACUUAAUUUUGAUUGCAGAAAACGAGAAAUAAAUCCAAAUGAGAAGCUGAUCACCCACUUCUAAGGGGACUUCUCCAUCUGGAGAGAACGAGUUACUGUCACAUCCGAGAGCAACAAUGUGAGAUGGAAAUUCAAAUAGCCAGACCUUGCUGAGCAGGGAUGGGUGACGUUCUUCUUUGUGUAUGCUUGAAAUUUCAGGUGUUAUAAUUGAGCGACUGGUGUGAGACUAUAUCCUAGUUACCAAACCUCUCUCGUGCCAUGUGUUAAUUAAACUAAAGUGUCUACAAAUACUGUCAUUAAAAAUGUUAGAGAGCUGC
This is a messenger RNA of Columba livia (rock pigeon), 2167 nucleotides long. RefSeq names its product cytochrome P450 3A21. The record is from RefSeq and is a predicted model, not a curated record. The transcript is spliced from 13 exons. Bases 115 to 1644 code for a protein of 509 amino acids. Gene Ontology annotation, biological process: steroid metabolic process; oxidative demethylation. Lineage: Eukaryota; Metazoa; Chordata; Aves; Columbiformes; Columbidae. Gene Ontology annotation, molecular function: oxidoreductase activity, acting on paired donors, with incorporation or reduction of molecular oxygen, reduced flavin or flavoprotein as one donor, and incorporation of one atom of oxygen; iron ion binding; heme binding.